UUCAGAAUUAUUUAAUCUUAAACGUUUAGUAUACCGUAGAGGCAUAGACACAAACAAAUAAAUAAACAAACAAAAACAAGCCUCUACUUUCGCUUCUGCAACACAGCACCAAUACUCCUUGCUUUCUCCGUUUGAUCCAUCUCCGCAAUGUCCUCACUCCGAUGACAAAUUCUCCGACCACCGGCGACAAAACCGACGACAAACCCACCUCGGCGAUGAGGGUCAUAGUCCCUCUGCAAGGCGUAGUUCAAGGCCGCGGUGGUCUUGUUCUCGGCUCUCUCAUUCCCUGUGCUCUUUUCUACUGUUUUCAGCUUUACCAGCGCCACCGCUCUCGCCGCCGCCAGUCUCCGCCGCCGGAGAACGGGGAGGUGGGGGUUGGGCUUAUUAGAGUUCAGUCUCGCUCGCUAUUGACGCCGAGAGGGGGGCCUGCUCAUGUGGGGGCUAGGGCUAAUUGGGUGUCUGAGCAAGAUGAGGGGCCGUUUUUUGUGGGGUUGAGGAGGGUUUUUGAUGACCCUUUUCAUCGAUUGGAGAACCCAGAUGGUGUUUUUCAGCUGGGGUUGCCUCAUAACAGAUUAACAUUGGAUUUAGUCCAAGACUGGCUGGCGAAAAAUGGAGGUUUACUUUUUGGAGGGGAUAUACUUGGGAGUGCUACUUACCAACCAUUUGAUGGGCUAGCGGAACUUAAAGUGGCUGUGGCAGGAUUCAUGUCCCAGGUCAUGGGUAGAUCAGUGUCAUUUGACCCAUCACAAAUAAUAUUGACAGCUGGUACUACCUCUGCAAUAGAGAUUCUUAGUUUCUGCUUGGCUGACUCGGGAAAUGCAUUUCUAGUUCCCUCACCUUACUACCCGGAACUUGACAUGGAUGUCAAAUGGCGUACAGGGGUGGAGAUUAUACCUGUUCCUUGUCGCAGUGCAGACGGCUUUAAUUUGAGUAUGACAACUCUUGAUCGAGCAUUUAGCCAAGCAAAGAAACGUGGUUUCAAAGUUCGUGGAGUUAUAAUUUCUAACCCGUCAAAUCCAGUUGGCAGUGUGCUUAAUAGGGAACAACUUUAUGACCUCUUGGACUUUGCCAAAGAAAAGAACCUUCAUAUCAUUUCUAUUGAAAUGUUAGCAGGAUCCACUCAUGGAAAUGAUGAGUUUGUCAGCAUGGCAGAAAUAAUCGAAUCAGAAUAUUUUGACCAAAACAGAGUACAUAUAGUUUAUGGUCUUUCAGAGGACCUCUCCCUUCCUGGUUUCCAAGUUGGGGUUCUAUAUUCCUACAAUGAGAAAGUCCUUGCCGCUUCCAGAAAACUAGCAAGAUUCUCAUCUAUUUCAGCUCCUACUCAGCGACUGCUUGUUUCAAUGCUCUCAGAUACAAGAUUUAUUCAGGACUUUAUCAAGUUAAACAGAGAAAGACUUCAAAUGAUGUAUUACAACUUUGUGACCAGUUUGAAGCAGUUGGGUAUAGAGUGCAUAAAAAGUAGCGGAGGCUUCUUUUGUUGGGCUGACCUCAGCAGGUUUCUUCGCUCAUAUAACGAAAAGGGGGAACUUGAACUUUGGUUGAAGUUGCUAGACGUAUCAAAAAUUAAUGUAAUUCCUGGGUCCUCCUGUCAUUGUAUAGAACCAGGAUGGUUCCUUUUUUGUUUUGCUACACUGAGUGAAGAAGACAUUCCUUUAGUUAUGGACCGCAUUCGGAGAGUUUCAGAAUCCUUUAAAUCCAACAGUUAAUAUGCAGCAGGUAAUUUCCUUGUCAAAAUGUAAUUGUUCAAGUACGUACCGAGAAAUACUGGACGGGUGGCCUCUUUCGAGGACUUUGGAUGUGGCUCCUGGCUUUCAAGUUCAAGACGACUUUGGUUUCAGCCUGUCUUAAAUAGCAAAGUGCUGUCAGUGAAUUCGCUUUUAGAUGCUUAUGAUUUUAAAGCAUGAUGCUCUGUGUUGCUGCUAAAUAUUUUACCUGAAAAAAAGGUUUCAGUUAAAAGUCAAGCUCAAUGGCGAGAUAAGGUAACCACAAUGACCCUCGAGGUAGAGUUAUCAAUAGCGCUUGCUGUGCCUUUUGACAGUAUUUUUUGUUGUGCAUCCCUCCUUUAUUCAGCGCAGUUCAUUACCUGAUCUGUUCCACCCAGCUCAAGUUAAGAAGAUUGUAUAGGCAUCUAUCGUUGAAGCAGGCAUGAUAUUUAGUUAUUUAGUAGUGUAUUUUAUAUUCGUUACUUGGUGAAUUAGUAAAAGGUGCUAUGAUGCAGCUACUUCUACACCAGGGAUUAUGGGAUUAUGACUGAUUCUUUUUUUGUUCUUGUAUAAAUCUUUCACUAUUUUUUGCCA
This is a messenger RNA of Daucus carota subsp. sativus, 2297 nucleotides long. RefSeq names its product 1-aminocyclopropane-1-carboxylate synthase 6. NCBI's taxonomy places the organism in Eukaryota, Viridiplantae, Streptophyta, Magnoliopsida, Apiales, Apiaceae. The transcript is spliced from 4 exons. Gene Ontology annotation, molecular function: pyridoxal phosphate binding; aromatic-amino-acid:2-oxoglutarate transaminase activity; L-aspartate:2-oxoglutarate transaminase activity. Gene Ontology annotation, biological process: amino acid metabolic process; biosynthetic process. The record is from RefSeq and is a predicted model, not a curated record. The coding region runs from base 162 to 1706 and encodes 514 amino acids.